AUGAAGCGAUUCUUGGUUCUAGCCCUCGCGGCGCUUGGCUGCCAGGCCAAGACGGUUACACACGACUUCAACGUCACUUGGGUCACAGCUAACCCCGAUGGACUGGCAGACCGCAAAGUCGUUGGUAUCAACGGCCAAUGGCCUCUUCCAGUCAUCGAGGUCAACAAGGGCGAUCGCCUCGUAGUCAACAUGCACAACAACCUUGAUCGGGCAGCCUCGAUUCACUGGCACGGCAUGUUCCAAAACAACACAAACUACAUGGACGGCGCAUCCAUGAUCACACAAUGCCCUGUGCCCGCCGGAUCAAGCAUGACCUACAACUUCACAGUUAACCAGAACGGUACUUAUUGGUAUCACUGCCAUACAGACUACUGCUACCCCGAUGGCUACCGCCAGGCGCUCAUCGUCCAUGACGAGGACGCCCCAUUCAAGUUUGACGAAGAGUUCACAGUCACAUUGUCAGACUGGUAUCACGACAUGGUCGAGGACUUGUCGUCUGAAUUCAUGUCUGUGUACAAUCCCACCGGCGCGGAACCUAUCCCCAAUGCUUUCCUUUUCAACGACACUUUCAACACCAGCUUGCCCGUGAAGCCAAACAAGACAUACCUGAUCCGAAUCAUCAACAUCAGCGCCUUUGUUGGGCAGUAUUUCUACAUCGAGGGCCACAACUUCAAGAUUGUGGAAAUCGAUGGUGUUUAUACAGAACCCGCUGAGGCUGACACUCUCUACCUUGGCGUUGCUCAAAGAUAUGCGAUUCUAUUGACGACAAAGAACGAGACGGACACCAACUAUCCUAUUGUUACUGUUGCGGAUUCCUCUCUUCUCGACACCAUGCCUCCGGAACUCCGCCUUAACAACACCAACUGGCUGGAAUAUAACAAAAAUGCCGAUCACCCACAGGCAACCAUUAAUGUCACAGACAGCAAAAGUAUUGUUCCAUUCGAUGAUAUAAACUUGGUAUCGUCUGACGGAAUGGAACUGCUUCCCGAGCCAGAUAUGGAGGUUAAUGUGACUGUCAUCAUGAAUAACCUGAACAAUGGACAGAGCUACGCCUUCCUGAACAACAUUUCAUUCACAACGCCAAAGGUGCCGUCUCUCUACACUGCAAUGUCAGCUGGGGAUGAUCUCGUCAGCAACAAGGGCAUUUAUGGCGAAUUCACUCAUCCAAUGGUCCUGAACCACAAUGAUGUCGUGCAGGUUGUGGUCAACAACGCUGACACUGGUUCACAUCCAUUCCACCUUCACGGACAUAAUUUCCAGGUGAUCGAUCGCCAACCUCCUUAUGGAGAGCACUUCUUCGAUUUCUUGAACGGAGAUCCUGUGCCGUAUGACCCGAACAACCACACGGCAUUCCCCAAGGUCCCGGCCCGCAGAGACACGUUUGUGCUGCCUCCCAAUGGUUACAUUGUCAUGCGAUUUGUUGCUGAUAACCCCGGUGUUUGGAUCUUCCACUGCCACAUUGAUUGGCAUCUUUCUUCUGGUCUGGCCAUGAUCUUUGUCGAAGCCCCUCAGCAGAUGAAGGAGCGCAUGACAAUCCCACAAGAGCAUAUCGACGUUUGUCAGGCUGCCGGGAUACCCUCUAAAGGAAACGCCGCGGCUGACACACUGGAUUUCCUCGACCUCAAGGGCCAAGCCUCCCAGCCCGGCUGGAUUCCCGACGGAUUCACUGCACGAGGUAUCGUUGCGCUGGUGUUUUCUAUUUUAUCUGCUAUCUGCGGUAUCAUAAGCAUUGUUAUAUAUGGUCUGGCAGAUGUGAAGAAGAAGCAGGUUGAUGAUGUCUCAACCGAAGCCGAGCAGAGCGGCGAAGUUGUAGUGGAGGAGAACGUGGAGAACCCGUCCAAGUCAUGA
Molecule: messenger RNA, 1848 nt
Organism: Trichoderma asperellum CBS 433.97
Lineage: Eukaryota; Fungi; Ascomycota; Sordariomycetes; Hypocreales; Hypocreaceae
Biological process (GO): reductive iron assimilation; cellular response to iron ion starvation
Cellular component (GO): high-affinity iron permease complex
Molecular function (GO): copper ion binding; ferroxidase activity
Source: RefSeq, a predicted model, not a curated record